Molecule: messenger RNA, 1529 nt
Organism: Sinocyclocheilus rhinocerous
Lineage: Eukaryota; Metazoa; Chordata; Actinopteri; Cypriniformes; Cyprinidae
Product: protein phosphatase 1 regulatory subunit 3G
Exons: 1
Coding region: 313-1026 (237 amino acids)
Biological process (GO): regulation of glycogen biosynthetic process
Cellular component (GO): protein phosphatase type 1 complex
Molecular function (GO): glycogen binding; protein phosphatase 1 binding
Source: RefSeq, a predicted model, not a curated record
UGGAUCUAAAAAUCCUCCUGACCUUGUGGAAUUGUCUCUUUAUAGAAACUUUAUAGAGUUACUUUUUCCUGCAGCAGCUGAAUAAGUUCCGCGUGUAUAGAGGCGCAUGUUGACAUCUGUCUCUGUCUGACGCACUGAAUUCACUCCAUUUAUCUGCCUCGUGUACAGCAGCGGUGGGCGUAACCAGCAUGCAACUGAUUACUAGACAAACCACCAAUAUAGCACCGCGCAUAUAUGCUCCUGUGCGACUGUUAUUAACUCAUAAGACCGCGCCUCUGGAGUGAUUCUGUCAUUGGAGAUUACAAACCUGGAAUGAUGGACAUAAUGGACGAGGAGCAGACGGAGAACGGACUGGACUCCGAUGAUGAUCUUCGAUCCGAGGAGAUACCCGAGUACCUGAAAGACAGGAGAAGAGCCAAGUCCUUACCUGCGUAUCCAGAGCAGGUGAAUCUGUACCACCAGAUCUCCCAGAACUGCACGAAACGCGUGAAGUUCGCGGACGCGCUCGGCUUGAAUCUGGCGAGCGUCAAGCACUUCAGCACCAGCGACGAUCCUCAGAUUCCAGCCAAAGUCUUCACCAGGCUGAAGAGCUUCCCUCUCCACAAGGACCGGGAGUUCAUGGAUGACUUGUGCGUGAACAUCAAGCCCUCUCUGGCUCUGGACUAUCUGGUCCCGGCGUUCAAGACGCCCGUGGACACCGGUGACUUGGAGACGCGGCUGACGCGCUGCCGCGUCGCGCUGGAAAGCGUCACGGUCACGCAGUUAGAUAUCCGUGGGAUCAUACGGGCGAUGGGUGGGAGAGAGGUUGGGGUCAGGUAUACUUUCAACGACUGGCUGUCGUUCGUGGACGUGCAAGCCAACCCCGUGCCCACAGAGUACAAGACGCGCGGAGAGCGCUUCUCCUUCACCAUGUACACGCCUCCUUUCUUAGGUCCGAGCGCUGCUGUGCAUUUCGCCGUGUACAUGAGGGAUGAUAACUCUGAGUUCUGGGACAACAACGAUGGGAUGAACUAUUCCCUGAAGUAGCCUACCACAGCUCGUCAUCCAGCCAGACGCGAUAUGAAGUGAUGCGCUUUUACGCAAGGAUUCAUUACGCGUUUCACCGCGCACUGUUACCUGCUCUCAGAGAGGUUAUAUACAGUGGACUGACAUGUCCUAGUAUUAAAAUCUGCUUUAAAGAAAUAGUUUACCAAAAAUGAAAAUUCCUUCAUCAUUUAGUCACCCUCAUGUUGUUCCAAACUCGUUUGAUGGUGUUUCUUUCGUGGAAAGAUAUUUUGCAGAAUGUCCAAGCUGCUCAUAGAAAGUGGAUGAGGGCUGUUGAGCCCCAAAAACACCAGAAAAGUGCCAUAAAUGUGGUCCAUAUGUCCCGUGUGUUAUGUUCUAAAAUUCUAAUGUCACAUACUUUUGUGUAAGAAACAAACUUAUAUUUAAGUUAUCAUUUGCUAAAACUCGUCUUCUGCAGUCAUGCCACAUUUUAAUUGAAGCUUGUUUCUGUCAUGGUGGUGGAAAAAAAAGGUAAUUACGUCUUU